CAAAUUGGCCUUCAUAUAAAUUGAAGUUCAAUAAAACAUACUUGGAAACUUUGAUUUAAAAAAAAAAAAGGGUUAGCCUCGCGGAAAGAUGAAGAAGUGAAAUUGAAAAUUGAAGUCGGCUGGGUCGCUGGCUACUCUGCUCAAGAGCGGGAAGUUCGUGUUUGUUGAGCGAAAAGAGGAGCCCCCUUCUGGUUUUCUUGGAAUCGGCAAUAUGGGAAGGAAAGGUAAGAGAGGCAGGGAGGAAUUGUUGUUGUCCUGGAGCUUUCCUCCCCAGGGAUGGUACAAGCUCAACGUAGACGGGAGUCGGCGUAACAAAUCUGGGUGCAUUGGAGGAGGAGGUGUUAUUCGGAACGAAAACGGAGAAUGGGUAGCUGGAUUUGCAGCCAAUUUGGGAACAGGCAAAGUUAUUGAGGCAGAGCUUAAGGCCUUGCUCAAAGGCUUGGAACUUGCAUCCAAUUCUGGGUGGUCACUUCUUGAGGUAGAAACUGACUCCAAGUUGGCUGUAAAUCUUUUAUCGAAUGUAGGCGAAUUGUACCAAGAUCACCAUCUGAUUCAGUUUAUUAAAAGCUGCAAUGCUCUGUUUAACCAAAACUUGAGAUGGACACUAAGUCAUGUGUAUAGACAGCAGAACUGUGUAGCUGAUUGUCUAGCCGGUUUGGGGCUUACUUUGGAGGAAGGGGUUACUACAUAUUAUGAUGCACCCCCUACUCCAUGUGAACCGAUUUUAGUUGAGGAUCAGUCUAUGGUAGCUCGAACCAGGUUGAUUUCUCUUCGUAAAUUGAAGAAUCAGAAUGCUGGUAUAUUUAUUCCAAGGUCGUAUAGAUUGAAGAAACAUUAUGUUCGUAGCAUGAAGAAGGUGAAAGUCGAGGAAGGGGAUGAUCUUGAACCUGUGACAUUCACAUGGAAAAUUGAAAACUUCUCUAAGUUGGAUACCGCCUUCAAGCAUUACUCUGAUAUUUUCGUCACCAGCAAUUCUAAAUGGCGGAUCCUUCUGUAUCUGAAGGGGAAUGUUGUUGAUUACUUGUCACCAUAUUUGGAUGUCCCGGAUGCUUCAGAAUUGCCUCAGGGUUGGUCUAGAUGUGCACAUUUCAGCUUGUCUGUGGUUAAUCAACUUCAACCCAGCGAAUCAAUAACAAAGGAUGCUGUACAUGUGUUCAAUGCUUGUGACAGUGACUGUGGCUUCAAAUUUUUAGUUCCUCUCAGUUGGCUUUCUGACCAUGGUAAUGAGUAUCUGGUAAAUGAUACAUGUAUCCUUGAAGCCAAGGUCAUACUUGAUAAGGGUAAAGCUAAGACUUUAGAAGAUAAAAGAACUGUUGGUUCUGCACCCGUGCAACCCUCAGAAGAGGAACUUAAGGAGCAGGGACCUGAUAUGGAUUCUGUAAAAGCUCCAGACUUUUUGACUACAUGCAAGGAACUGAAUUGCGAACAGAUGCCUGCCUGCCAGAAUGCACCAAGUUUUGAAAAAAAUUGCUCGGAGCCUACUAGCCCUUCAUCACUUGAGGAUGUACAUCAGGAACUGAGACCUUCAGAUGGGGAUCUGUAAAGCCUCCAGACUCUUUGGCAGGAUGCAAGGUACGGAGUUGUUAAAAGGUGCUUAUCCUUCUAGGCAUGCUUACUGGGAUGCAUUAAGUUUUCGAGGUGGAUAUACAUAAGGAGCACCUUCUUCUGUAAAAGCUCCAGAUUUUUUGACAUCAUGGAAGAGUGGUCAACAGGUGCAUGCCUAGAAGGAUAAACUGCUGUUUGAACAACUUCACAUUGAUCCUACUGACCCUACCUCAGUCAAGAAAGACAAGGAUGCGAGGCUGUCAGCUCACAGAUUUUUGGGGUUUAGAAAAAAUAAAGAAAACUCUCUCUUCACUCCUAAAUAUAGUUUCUUGGUGGCAUCAUUCUCGAAUUCAAAAUUAAUAGAAGAGAAGUUGCAUGUUUAUGAAUGCGCAUUCAUUGCUUCGGCUCGAUUUUGAAGACCACCAAAGUCAAGGAUAUGACAGAUGAUGCCUGCGAACACCUAACUUUCAUGGGAGGAGCUUAAGAUCUUUUGAUUUGAAUUGGUUUGGUUGGAGCCCUGGUGCUUUGGGUAUGAAGAAGUUUGUGGAAGAAGUUUAGAGACUAAAGGACGAGGUAACUCCUGCAAAGGUGGAUCUUGUGGUAGCAAGAAUAGAUUUGGACGGCAAGGAUAUGGACAAUGAACUAGGCUACCUGAGGAGUUGGCCUUUAUUCACAUGCUGAAGAUUGCAAUUAGUGUUUUAGUUGUUCUAGAACAUGCUUAUGUAAUUAUGCAUGGGAAAGUUUGUAUUCUUCAUAGAUCAGUUAGAAAUUAUCAGCCGGAGAGAUAUACGUUGGCAAAAAAUAUCAUAUAAGUUUCAUUUCGGUUUACAAGGCCUAAAGAAAAAGCAAAGCUCCAUUGAUAUUUCUAGUUGGCAUUGCCCUUCCUCUCUCUACCUCAGCUGCUCUCUGUGUUGAUCCACCUCCUGAUUGUACCCCUUUGCUAGCUGAGGAUCAGAGUGGGUUCGCUUGACCCCAGUUUAUUAUUCCAAGAGCCAUGCAAUACAGGUUUGUUUUAGCACUACUUGUGAACCGAGUUUAGUUGAGGAUCAGUCUAUGGAUUCUCCAACCAGGUUGAUUUCUCUUUGUAUAUUGAAGAAUCAGAAUGCUGGUAUAUUGAUUCCAAAGUUGUAUAGAUUGAAGAAUCGUUAUGUUCGUAUCGUUAUGUUCGUAGCAUGAAGAAGGUGAAAGUUGAGGAAAGGGAUGAUCUUGCACUAUGGAAAAUUGACAACUUCUCUAUGUUGAAGAAUCAGAAUGCUGGUAUAUUGAUUCCGAAGUCGUAUAGAUUGAAGAAUCGUUAUGUUCGUUGCAUGAAGGUGAAAGUUGAGGAAGGGGAUGUGUAUUGAAGAAUCAGAAUGCUGGUCUAUUGAUUCCAAAGUCAUAUAGAUUGAAGAAUCGUUAUGUUCGUAGCAUGAAGAAGGUGAAAGUUGAGGAAGGGGAUGAUCUUCCACUAUGGAAAAUUGACAACUUCUCUAUGUUGGAUACCGCAUCCAAGCAUUACUCUGAUAUUUUCGUCGUUGGCAAUUCUAAAUGGUAAUUUGGAGCAUCUACCACUAGUGACAUGCUUUAAAGUUAUAUACUCCUGAUAUAUGUUAUGGUUUUGGACUUGACCGGUUUGGUUAGGCGGAUCCUUCUGUAUCUCAAGGGGCAUGUUAUUGAUUGCUUGUCACCAUAUUUGGAUGUCCCGGAUGCUUCAGAAUUGACUCAGGGGUGGUCUAGAUGUGCACAAUUCAGCUUGACAGUGGUUAAUCAACUUCAACCCAGCGAAUCAAUAACAAAGGGUACCUUGUUUUCCAUUUUUCCAUGGCACAUUUAUGGUUGUUCCGGUCAUUAUGUGCAAAAUAGUCUAAUUUAUUAAAUGGAACCAGUGAUUCUUGCAUACAGUUAUCGGGGGUUUGGGUUUUGUUCAGUCUGACAGUAGCGGCAUAAGAAUGAGAUCUUGUAUGAUUAUUUGCGUGACUUAUGCAGGGGCAUCCAAAGGACUUACCUGCAUCACAGUCUUCUAGACAUUUCUAUAUUUUCACAACUAACACUUUGUUAUCAAGUGACAGUCUGUUGACCGUAGUCUAUGGAUAUUCGUUGUAGUAAUGAUUUUAGACCUUCUACGUAAUGGCUCGGUGAAGAACGGAAGUUUUUUUUCCUUUGUUCUGGAUCUGAAAAGCUAUAGUUUUGUUUUAUCUUUUGGUCUGCACAAGCGAUUAGAGAGGAACUAGAAUAAUAAAAUUGACUUUCGAAUGUGGGGGAUGUUUCUU
Messenger RNA from Rosa rugosa (rugosa rose), 3794 nucleotides. RefSeq lists its product as uncharacterized. The coding region runs from base 212 to 1543 and encodes 443 amino acids. Gene Ontology annotation, molecular function: nucleic acid binding; protein binding; RNA-DNA hybrid ribonuclease activity. The transcript has 4 exons. NCBI's taxonomy places the organism in Eukaryota, Viridiplantae, Streptophyta, Magnoliopsida, Rosales, Rosaceae. The record is from RefSeq and is a predicted model, not a curated record.